CAGCAUCAUGGAACAAUUAACAGAAGACCCGUCACUACCUAGUCUACUUGUUGAUUGACCUAGCACGCUCCAAAUACUUGCUGGUUAUUCUCUUCACAUUACGGUAUCGAAUCUGAAGUGCGAUGUAUAAUAAAUUACAGAAAAAGCACUCUUACAGCUAGGUUGUUGCUGGCUAGAUUGAGCCAUCUGUUGCAAUCAGCUUGUUGCUAUCUACGCACAAUCGGGCUUCGUCCUUUUCUCGGUGAGAACCACCGACGACGACAUCGUUCGUGUGCCACUCCAGGCUCCGGUUACUCACGCGCGCCCGAGAGCUUUCCCGGCUGAUGGUGCUGUAUCCUUUUUCGAGUUCGUGUCGAGAGUGGACUUGUCGGAUUGUGAGGCUGGAUACUGGCCGCCAGUUGAUUGAUAAGAUUGCUCCUCGUCUGACUCGUUUGGCUGCCUGGAGAGCCAAGGCGCGAUUGCUCCUUCUGGAUCAGAAACAAUAUAUUAUUGUAUUGUGCACCAUAUACUGUUAAUGAGUGUGCCCUUGUACAGUGUACAUAUACAUUGCUCUUCUGGUGGAUACUUUCCGUUCCGGUUCCGUGCGUUUGAAGGAUACACGAAGAAGAGCUGCUUUCAUCUAUUUUUGUGAUUGAAAAGAAUUGCACUUGCACGCGAUACAUUGCGCCAACAAAUCGUCGGUGAUUUAUAUCAAUCUUUGAAUCUCGGUGUGAACCUUCUGUCUGGUGUUAAUGAGAUUAUACUGAUUGUGAUCGAAGCUGGAGAAGAAGGAUACAGAUAUAAAAAAAGAGCAAAAGUGACCCGGAAAAGUUUAAAUUGAUUCUAGUGAGUGAGUGGAUAAUAAAGUUAUACUCGGCGACGGAUGUUCAACAAUCCGAAUUAAACAGUGAAAAGCAAACUUUUCUUCUUCCUGGAAUGAUAGGGCACGUGAAAAAUAAUAUCGUUGUGUUAGUGAAAAACGUAUAAAAGUUCGUGUAAAUUCAUCGAUGGUGUGUAUUGGAUCAGCCUACGAGCGCUGCAAUCUGUAAAGUAGUUAAUACUGAACGCUGAAACGAUAGUGCUGUACAAUUAAUGACUCAUCAAGAGAGCUGUUUUGAACAAUUGUAAGGUCCAAUUUGAUGUUUUAGUCGGAUACAUUUCUUUCUCUGCGGAUGCAUAAUUGGUUUACAAGUUUAAUCUUAAAUUCGUGGAAAACCUCGUGAACGUUACAAUCACACAUCCGGCCAGAGUGUGCAUAUCAUACGUCACGUUCACUACAGACGACGACCAUAGCGAGCCGGUCGGUCAGACAAACCGGAAACGUGGAGCGUACACAACGAAAACGAGAAAAUCCGAGGUGGUGCUGAAUAGGCGGUGUUGAACCGACACCGCAGACGGAGCCAAAAUGGAUUCUUUCUUCAGACUGCGACGAUCGUCCCAUGCGCCUAGUACCAGCAAUCAAGAGCCGUUAAUCGUGGUGGAAGAAUCGGAAAAUUGCGAAAAAGAGGAGGAAAUCAGUCACACCUCGUCGCCGCGGCACAGUUUAGAUAUCGACUCACCCGAAAACCCAUAUCUCCUCUCGCCAUGGCGUGACCCCCGGGAAACCCGUAAACAUUCCCUGCCAACGCCACCAUGCACCAGCGGCAUCACGGCCAGCCAGGUGCGACGCCUCUCGGAGCGCGGUGGGGAAGGUUCCGGGCCGUCGCCCCGCGAGCAAGCGUUCCUGGCCACAUUGUACAGUUCACCAGCGCCGCAACCCGGAGGCCGGAGACAUUCGGUCGUCACCAUCAGCAAGGUUCCACCGACGCUUUUCGGCCGCAAUCGACGGGAAUCCAUUGCUGCGCUUCCUGCUGGACAGAGAUCCGCAGCAAGUUCUCGUCGAGAAAGCAAAACCGGCCCACCGCCAUCAACAGAUCAUAGAGGUAGUAUACACAAUUUACAAUUAGAUAUAAUGGAUGAUAUAGUACAAGCUAGAAAGGCGCGUAUGAAGUUAUGGAAUACGAGCAAUGAGAAAGUAUGUGAAGUUCAAACACUGGAUGAAGCUGGUGCUGGUUCUAGUUCGCCAAUGCGUUACACAAAUAGGCGUUACUCGGAUUUUGUGGGUACGACGUUGCCGCCAAUUCAGUCGUUCAGACGCGCAUCCGAAAUGCCUAUUUCGCCCUCUGUCCCGCUAACACCAGCAACAGCGUCAUCAUCGAAACAAAUUACCGCGUCACCAAAAACCACCAUAUCGGGAAUAGUCUGUACAAAUACUGACCUAAUAUCUCUUCUAUCGUCCCUAGCUUCUUCGGCAACUGAAAUAAAUAGAUGUGGUGAUAAAGACUACCCAACCCCUCAAACUCCUCAAUCAUCAUCAUCAUUUAAAUCCAUCACUAAAAUCCCUCCAGAAGUAAGCGGUAGCAAUCUAAAGAAAAAUCGAUCCAAUAGUUUUGACAUUUCCCUGUAUCACAAUAUCAAACAACUGGCGACCGGGUCAAGCUCGAGCGCAACUGAGCAGGAGAAGUCCUCCGUUGAGCCGGGAUGGUUUGCCAAGCGACACCAACCGAUGGCACGGAGAAAAUCGAUGUGUAAAUCUCCCAAUGCUACAGUGUCAUUCGCCAAGGAAGCAAUAGACAAACUGCGUGACAAAACGGACUCCAAGGCGGGAGAGUCCGCAAAGCCGAAAGCCAAGGAGUCACGGUCACCGCUGAGCAAGUUGAAGUGGGACGGUAGAAGUGCGAUUGUGGAUGCGCGUAUGAUUGGACAUGCCAUCGAGAACUUCAUCACGGGCUCUGGCUCAUCGAAGAAGUCGUCAUCCAGCGCGAAGGACUCCUCGGCAAAGUCGAAGAAAUCCUCGUCCUCUUCGUCCAGCUGGUUUGGGAAGGCCGACGAUGACGAUUCGAACGAUACCUGCGAUUCGUCGCUGUGCUCAACACUGAAGGAUCUGUUCGUGAAGUAAAUCAACUAACUAGUGAGUGCGUGCAGUGUGCAGUGGGUCAGGCAUAUAAAGCCUAGAAAGCGGUGCGGUGGUGUGGGAUGGUAGGUUUCGCAUAAAAAUGAAUAGCUAAGAAUGCGUAGAAAAAUAUGUGGCAUAUUGCAUUCUUUUAAAACAACACUUCAUUAUACCAAGCAAGACAGCCAAGAUUCGAAAUAGCAUCAUGCGGAGACUGCCUCUACGUCGAACGAACUAUGGGAUACACGGUGCGAUCAGCGGCUUGCAGCGGGUAUUCAAUAGAGUAGCUUCGUUGUUCGAUUUCCACUUCUCACGUGAGACUCUUCUUCGGGGCUUAGGGACAAAACGUCGAAAGACAAAACGUCGAAUGCCAAAACGUCGAAUGCCAAAAGGUCGAAUGCCAAAACGUCGAAAGGGACAAAACGUCGAAAGUACAAAACGUCGAAAAUGAGCAAAUAGUGAAUUCUUUAUUCUUUUUAGGGAAACUCAUUCUUUCACUUGUACCAGCCAACUAGUUUACAGGGGAGCCUUCCUGAGACUCCCUGAAACAACACCUUAGGGUCGGCAUGUGUCUUGACCAGUUCUUCGCGGGUAGGGAAUAUUAGCACUGUCUUUAUCCAUUUGGACCAUUCCUGACUUUUUCGGUGUCUCUUCUACUGGCACCUAGUGUUGUAUUUGAACUGUUUGUUUGUUUGUUUUUUUUAUUAACGACCCUUUAAUCAAACAUGAUCAUUCGGGUCGGAAUACGAAUUCAAUACAUAUAGCAAAAAACACAAUUACAAAUCACACAUUAUUUACUAUUGGAUUUGGAGUCUCGUCUACGCAUUCCUCUAUCAAUGCUGUUUUGCACCCAGGCAAGCCAUGCAUCCAUGUCGUUGCGGUCGGGCUCGGGCUCCGACUCAUCAUCCUUCCAAUCGGUACUCAUAUCAACAUCUGGGAUGCGCUCUCCGUCUCCCUGCU
Molecule: messenger RNA, 3871 nt
Organism: Aedes albopictus (Asian tiger mosquito)
Lineage: Eukaryota; Metazoa; Arthropoda; Insecta; Diptera; Culicidae
Product: serine/arginine repetitive matrix protein 2
Exons: 5
Coding region: 1385-2917 (510 amino acids)
Source: RefSeq, a predicted model, not a curated record